AGGCUGUAGCUGAGAGACAUGAAGUAAGACCAUCGGUUCGGGUACCCGACCAGAUAAAAAGUAAAAUUAAAACUUCCCCUUAAAAUUUGUCCCCUUAAAAUUUGCAUUUGGUUCCAGAAAAAAAAAUCUCUCUCUAAAAGCAUUUUCUUGUCUGUUGUCUCCACAGUCCACUUUAUACGAUACUCCUUCAUAGAACCUCAAAUUUGUAGGGUUUCUUCUUCUUCUUCAAAAAUGGAUAAUCUCCUAGAAAAAUUUCUAGGGUUAUCCUCUUUAGAUAAUUAUAAUACAUCAGUUUCUGCUUCAAUUGAGCUUUCUCUUGAACGCUUACUUGAAUCUAGGGUAUCUGAACUUUAUCAAGAUCAAUUAAUCGAAAAUACACUUAAAAUGGGUUCUAUUCUUCUGGAAGUUGGGAAACGAGCUCAACGUAAUAGAUUCAGUAAACAUAAUUCUGUUUGCUGGGCUCUUUCUCAUGAUCUCACCAUUAAAGUUUUUGCUAUGCUUGAUACACAAAGCCUUUGUUCUGCAGCAGCUACUUGUUGGAUGUUUAAUAAGUGUGCUAUGAACCCAUUGUGUUAUGCUGAUAUUGAUUUAACUACAGUAGUACCAAGGGUUAAUAACGCUGUUGUUGCCACAAUGAUUCAUCGAGCAGGGAAGAGGCUCCGGUCACUUAAACUUGGUGUAUUGUCAUCUCCUACAACAUUCUCAGGGAAUUCUGGUCCAAUGGUCUAUGGUAUUGAUAGUUCUGUUGAUGCUGGUUUUUCCCGGAACAAUAAGAGAUCUUGUCAGGGAAAAGACUCAUAUGUACUAUCUAGGUCCUGCUUAACAUUUUUAAGCUUGGAUGGUGGGGCUUCCGGGGCUUUAUUGAAGAAGUUGCACCUCUACAAUGUUGAUAAAAUGGACAAUACCGCACUUCGCGUGGCUUUAUCAGUUUGCCAAGCACUUACAGAUUUCAAAAUUGUUGGCCUUGUUACUGAACUUAAGCAAACAUUGGAAUCUGUGAGCACAACUUGUCCUAACUUAGAGUGUCUACUCAUAGAAUCUUAUAAAACAGGCAGAGAUGACAGUUUGAAGUCAACAACCUGUGUCGGUUUCGUAAACAGCUGUCCUCGUUUGACCUCCUUGGCCCUCAGAGGAUUCAUCCUGCAAGAUUACAAAAUCCGUAUACUCAUGAAGGGGUUCCGGAAGCUGAAGUUCGUUGAUCUUUCAACAUCUUAUUCAAUCACUGGAACCUUUUUGAGGAACCUUGGCACUGGCACUAGUGGACAUCAACUGGAAGUUUUGAUCUUACGUGAGUGCAUGCAUCUUAAAGAAGUGGAAGUGGGUCGACUUUUAACGGCAGUACUUUCAGGAGGCUUUAAAUUCCUUAAGCAUCUUGACAUAUCCAACAAGGAAGGGUUAGCAUCAGACCAUGAUUGGUAUGACAGGUGUUAUAGCCCAAGUAUUCCUGUUAAGCGGGUCAUGGAAGAAAGGCCUGGACUCUGUUUAGUAGCUGUUUUUCCCCCAGAAGGAAGCUUCAUGGAUACUGAACAAAUAAGCGAAAGUGAGGUGAACAGUGAUGCCAACUUGGAUUUGGAGAGAACUGGUGCCACAUCGGACAGUUCAUUGUCUAUGUUUUCAUCCGAGAGUAGUUACAACAGCGAUCAGGGCAAUGACCUAUAUGCAAGCUCAGAUGAGGUUGACUUUCUCGGUGCUUAGUUGAAGUGCCAUGGACUGUAGUUACACCCUGCUGGCCCCAAUGGGUCUAUUUAAAUUUCCUCUUUUUUCCUAUUAGAUGUAUGUUAAUUUUUUCUUUUUUCUUUUUCUUUUUUUUUUUUGAUGGAAAGAGAUAAUAUAUUAACUAUCAAAUAUAGUACAUGAGAUUUACAAUAUCAUUUUUAUCGAAAACAUUAGAAUCUAUGCUAGUUGAUUGAACUUUUAGCUGCA
This is a messenger RNA of Papaver somniferum (opium poppy), 1923 nucleotides long. Its product is annotated as F-box protein At4g02760-like. The coding region runs from base 232 to 1695 and encodes 487 amino acids. The record is from RefSeq and is a predicted model, not a curated record. The transcript is spliced from 12 exons. NCBI's taxonomy places the organism in Eukaryota, Viridiplantae, Streptophyta, Magnoliopsida, Ranunculales, Papaveraceae. Gene Ontology annotation, molecular function: protein binding.